Hermetia illucens (black soldier fly) is the source of this 3042-nucleotide messenger RNA. RefSeq names its product neurochondrin homolog (gene Neurochondrin). The coding region runs from base 647 to 2824 and encodes 725 amino acids. The record is from RefSeq and is a predicted model, not a curated record. Lineage: Eukaryota; Metazoa; Arthropoda; Insecta; Diptera; Stratiomyidae. The transcript has a single exon. Gene Ontology annotation, biological process: neuron projection development; regulation of neuronal synaptic plasticity. Gene Ontology annotation, cellular component: dendrite.
GUUUAGCAGUACUGAAUUGUGCUUGCGCUUUAUAUUAUAAUCUUAUUAAUCCAUAGAUUGGCACUUUUAGACGGAAUUGCCGACUCAUUAAUAAGCCUCUAUGCACCCAUCAGUUAAUUAAGUGUAAUCAUAAUAUUUGAACAUUAAAAACAACUUGCUUCGAUCCGUAACCUCAAAAUGGUGAGACUGCCGAGCUAGCGCAAACGUUCUAAAUAUAUCAACACAGUCUCUCACAGAUUCGUUUUGAAGAAACAAAAAUCGGAAUACAUAGUCGAAAAGUUUCAUGGUACAUCAGCCUGGAGAUAUAUCGCGCGCGUCCCAAUUCCAGAUUUAGACGCGGGAAAGAUGUGCGGCCGAUCGUCAUCGUUGCUUCCGUCGUCUCGUCCAUACUCACCGAAAUUCUUAAAAUAAAUCUUAAAUUUUACGACGAACAUUUAAGAAUGUACGUUCUGAAGACGGAAACAUUCCCUCAUUCGUGAUUUUCGUACCGUCGAACGCACGACGGAAAAUUGGAAAGGAAUCGUCAGUCCAUUUUGUAACGUUCGCCGGAAGAAGUCGGAGUAGGAAUUGACUUUUAUUUAAACGCAAAUUUAUCUUUAAUUGUGCCGUAGUUAGUAGUAGCAGGACUUGAAUUGAUUUGAAAGUCAUGGCGGACGUACCAGACUCAGUUAAAAAGUGCGCGGCAAUGCUCAGCGGGUCGCGUAGUGAUACGGAAAAAUUCGCGGCACUUUUCAUGGUGACGAAGCUGGUGAAAGGGAAAGAUUGCACCCCGGCCGCAAAGAAGGUGUUGUUCGAGGCCAUCGGUUUCAAUUUCCUAAAGAAGCUGCUACUGUCCAAGGAUCUACCUGAUGACUGCCCGCCGUUAGUCUACAAAAGUGUUGCCCUUUCGAUCCUCACUUGCUUCUGUGAGGACGAGGCACUCGCUACUCACAAGGACAUGAUUGAGAACAUACCAAUUUUCUUGGAUAUCGUACAGACAGCCGACGAUGACGACUAUGAGGAUAAUCUGAUCGUAGUAAGCGAGUCGUACAGUUGCUUGCAAAGCAUCGCCAAGUAUGAGCCUGGCCAGAAAGCCCUACUCCAAAUUGGAGCGAUUCCCAAGAUGUCUCAGAUCUACUCUCAGCAAAGCUUCCAAACGGAUGAAGCGCUGCACUUGCUCGUGAUGUUAACAAGUAAAUUUGGAACAGCAUCGUGGGACGAAGAUCCAAAACCGUUUCAUGCCCUCGUUCAGCGCAUUGCGCUCGACAUGGAGACCGACCACACGGAGCGAAAGUUCGAGCUAUGCGGAAUUCUUUCGUCGAUUCUGUUGAGCUGUAGAAAGGAAAUUAUUGCAGACACACUGGUCGGCGAGAUUUGGCCUGAAAGUAUUUUCAAGUCGCUCAAUGAUAUCUUGCAAAGUAAAAUUGGACCAAAACAGCGGGACCCUGCGUUGAAGCUAUCUGCGGCUGUGUUGGAUGUCUUAGGCAUUGAGUUCACUUUUAUGGAUGUAGAUAAACCCAAGCAAUUCUUCUUACUGCUCCUGCAAUUGGCUGCCAUUGAGGUCCGCAUGCAGAUGGAUGAGAAGAAUUUCAAAGGGACAUUUGCCAAAUCUGAUUUGAUAACAUGUUGUUUCAUUAUCCUGGAGAAAUCCAUCAAUUAUAUGACAACAGAUCAGCUUGAUCUUGAACAAAAGGAAAAACAAUCUAUCUACACAGCCCUGAAGGGAGCCUUUAACGCUGUUCUGAAUGUGAUCACCCGCCUGUCUAACGACAAAUUGAGAGAAAACUUAUCUCCCAAUGAUAAGGCAUUUGCAUGCGCUAUCGUUCGCAUCCUUUCAGCUUGGUUGGCCCAGGAUACAACAGCUUUACGACCAGCGGUUUAUAAAGUACUUCCCUACAUGUUCGAGUUGGCGAACGAAUCCUUCCGCGAAGCUCAUCAUUUCCGCUUGGAGAAACGCGAAGGAGACCCUCCAGCUGAUAUCCUACGACUGAUGUUACCUGCACUUUGUCAUUUAACAGUAGAAGACCCUGCUCGCAAGAUCAUUUUGGACACACAUCAAGAUGCCGUAUUAUUCGAGGCAAUGCAAUCGCAUUUCUCCGUUGCACACUACAAGAAACCCCCAGUGCCACGUGCGGAACGUCUGAAACGCAUGAAUGAGCCGGAUCCCGUUCCCACACCUAAACAGAAAGAAGAGAUGAAGGAUGCGCGGUCAGCGAUCGUGAGCCUUUGCAAUAUCUUCAUGAACAUCACAGUCCUGGAACCGAGGAUGGUUGAGGAUAGUGCCUUGUUCGGUAACAUCCUUAAAUUUGUAUUCGAGAAUUUGCCCGAGUUGAAGGAAACUCAUGAGAACUUGGUUAUGCAUGGUCACCUGGCAGUUCUUGGUUUGUUGCUACUCAAACAAAAAUCAAAGAAAGUAAACAAGAAUGAUUUCACUAUUUGUCGUUACAUCCAAGCGACUAUUCGUUUCCUUUGGGACGCUUACACCAUCGAUGAGUCCAACGAUCCAACGGCACUAGUAGUAUCCAUGAAUUAUAAAGAAUCCUGGAUGGAAAUUUCUGAGUUAUGGUUCUUAGGCAUGCAAACUAUGUGCGGCGUAUUACCAUUAGUUCCUUGGAUCUCUGAUUUUGCUAUCGAGAGUGGCUGGGCUGAAGGAAUUGUCCAGACUUUGCGCAAAGUAAAGAUUGGUACGUUGCCGGCUAACGUAAAAUCCGCCUAUGAGGACUUCCUUGGUCAACUGGUCGAUGCUAAUCCGGAAGUCAUACCUGUGUUGAAAAAGGCAGACGCCCUUCGUGUAUGCCGCAACCAUCGGUUGAUGGAAUUGGGAAAGAAAUUGUUCGGCGACUAAGCUUAUGGCUGCAGCUCUCAUUUUCGAUAACAAUUCUAUUUCAUAUGUAAACACUUACGUUGACUAACAACUCGAAAGUUACUUUUCAUAUUUUGUAAGCUUGACUUAAAACGAUUAUAUAAUUUAUGAAAUUCAGUUCUUUUUGUAUAAGAGUAUAACGAAGAUUUUUCUUUUGAUUAAACAACUUGAAUAAGAACAAAAAUAGGAAAAGUCGAUGU